Molecule: messenger RNA, 1581 nt
Organism: Mycena indigotica
Lineage: Eukaryota; Fungi; Basidiomycota; Agaricomycetes; Agaricales; Mycenaceae
Product: Protein phosphatase 2C
Exons: 9
Coding region: 1-1581 (526 amino acids)
Biological process (GO): protein dephosphorylation
Molecular function (GO): protein serine/threonine phosphatase activity; cation binding
Source: RefSeq, a predicted model, not a curated record
AUGGGUCAAACACUCUCUUCCCCAGGUUCGCAUCUGCCGGUCUCUCUCCAAGCCGUUUCUAAUCCAUUCCUCAAAGCUACGAGCAAAACAUCCGACACGAAUGGCAAUGCCCGUUUCUGGUAUGGCGUAACUGAGAUGCAAGGCUGGAGAAUCACGAUGGAGGACGCGCACGCGACUGUCCUUGAUCUCGAUGAAGGCAAGGAGGAAUCCAACACGUUUUUCGCCGUCUAUGAUGGUCAUGGUGGAAGCACCGUAGCCAAGUUCGCUGGUCAGAAUGUCCACAAGCGACUAGUCAACGAGGACUCGUACAAGGAUGCUCAGUAUGGCGAAGCUCUGAAACGCGCGUUUCUGGGCACCGACGAAGACUUGUUGGCCAAUCCUGCACAUACCAGGGACCCUUCGGGUUGUACUGCUGUGGCGGCAUUGGUGACUAAGGAUAAGGUAUAUGUGGCCAAUGCUGGAGACUCUAGAGCCGUUAUCAGCGUCAAGGGAGAAGUGAAAGCCCUCAGCUAUGACCAUAAACCAACUAACGAUGUUGAGAAGACGCGAAUAUCUGGUGCAGGUGGAUAUAUUGAAUUCGGUCGUGUGAAUGGCAAUCUUGCACUUUCACGAGCGCUCGGGGACUUUGAAUUCAAGAAAAACUACAACCUUUCGCCAGAAAAGCAAAUAAUCACUGCAGAUCCUGACAUUGAAUGCCAUGAACUUACCGAUGAGGACGAAUUCCUUAUUCUAGCCUGCGAUGGCAUCUGGGAUUGUCUCUCUUCGCAACAAGUGGUCAACUUUGUACGAUACCAAGUUUCACAAGGGAAAGACCUUGUAGAGAUUGGUGAGAUGAUGUGCGAGCACUGUCUGGCUCCAGACACGUCUUCUGGGGCUGGUAUUGGUUGCGAUAACAUGACGGUGCUUAUCGUUGCGCUGCUCAAUGGCCGGACGAAGGAAGAGUGGACGGCAUGGAUUACGGAGCGCGUGAAAAACGAAUACGGCUACAAGACACCCAGCGCAAUGCCUCAAUUGUACGCGCAAAGCCGCCUCAUGUCGUUCAAAGUGCGAAGAGAGGCGCAAGAGGCACGUGACAGGGCAAGAUCAGAGCAAGGCGGUUCCGAAGAAAAUUCGUUCGGCUUCAAUAACCAUGGGUUGGGCCAGUUUGCACGCGUGUUGAGCAGCACUGGAGGCAUCUCUUUCCACCCUGGGGGCACCAUUAUGACUGACCAUGGACCGCUCAUGUUUGGAAAUGACGAGUCUGAUGACGAUGAAAGCGAAGAAGACCUCGAGAGUGGUGGGAGGUCCUACUUCAAGGAGACUAUUCUCGGCAGGGACGAGGAGUCUGAUCCCAUCCAGAAGCUUCAAGCACAGUUGGACGAGUUUGAACGCGAUGACGCCGAUGCUCAUCAAAUGGAGGAUGAUGGGGCCGACCAUCCAGCUGUAACACCAGACGAAAAUGAAUCGAAACUGGUCAAUGGCGACGCCACGGUGCCACCAGUUGAACAACACUCUUCAACGCCGGCUGGUGACGCACCCCAUCCGGUGACUGCUGUGGAGGGGCUUAUGGACACAAGUGAAGAUCCUUUAAAGAGUGUUUAG